Fusarium pseudograminearum CS3096 is the source of this 465-nucleotide messenger RNA. RefSeq lists its product as uncharacterized. The coding region runs from base 1 to 465 and encodes 154 amino acids. NCBI's taxonomy places the organism in Eukaryota, Fungi, Ascomycota, Sordariomycetes, Hypocreales, Nectriaceae. The record is from RefSeq and is a predicted model, not a curated record. The transcript has a single exon.
AUGUCCCAACAAGAAGACAGAGUAAAAGAAUCGGGCAACCAAAUGCUUUUGGAUAUUGAGAGUCGCAUCGCCAAAGGAGUCAAUGAGGCUCGUGAAGAUCUCAAGGCAGUUACCAAGCAUGAAAAGAGAGUGAUGGAGCUCCACCAGAACGAGAAUGAAGACAAAACAGCACUGCUCAACGAGAUAAGCCGACAGAAAACCAUGAUCGAGGCAUUACAACGAACCUUCGAAGAAGAACUCAAAGCAACUGUUUCUGAACGUACCAAACAGAAUAUCCGCGACAUCAAGACUGCAGACAACAGUAUGGGUUUGACGGGCUUUAUCAACACAGACAAGGAAGAGGCCAAAGUUGACCAGAAUAUUUCCCAGAUAUACACAGAUGGAGACAGCGUUUCUGUAACUGGGAUGGCAAAGAACAUUGAUAUUGUUGCUAUGUUAUCGCUGAUGAAGUCGUCGAAGAAGUAG